Funneliformis caledonium is the source of this 222-nucleotide messenger RNA. The record is from the annotation of a GenBank genome assembly. Lineage: Eukaryota; Fungi; Glomeromycota; Glomeromycetes; Glomerales; Glomeraceae.
CAGCAACAGCAAAUCGUUUCUCCACUUCCUCCACUUCAGCAGCAACAGCAAAUUGUUUCUCCACUUCCUCCAAUUCAGCAGCAACAGCAAAUUGUUUCUCUACUUCCUUCACUUCAACAGCAACAGCAAAUCGUUUCUUUACCUCAGCAGCGGCUGCAAAAAGUUCAACAGCAAAUUGAACCGGUAUUAUAUGAAAAUUAUAAUGAAAUUACUUUGAGAUGA